GUGGGUCGGCCUUAUCUAGGAUUCCAAAAUAGUGUUAUGUAGUACUUGUAUUAUUCCCCCCUCCCUUCAGUCAUUCACCUUUCAUUCACCUUUCUCCCACCUGCUCCAUGAUAAAACAGAACCCACUAUCCCAUUACUUUUUAUUAUAAACAAUUGACCACUAAUGACCACCCAAGAUUUAGAUUCCAGGAACGAACCACAUUCCAAUAACUAUGACUCAUACUAGGCCCAAACCCCAGUCACUUACACUCUCCAUAGCCACUCCCCAUAAUAUCAUGACAACCCUGACCAUUGACCAAUGAUAAGCAUGAAUAAGUCACCCCUCCCAACAUUGGUUUUCUCCCCAAACUUUCCUGAAUGUAAAGUUGGAGAAUGAUAGGGACUUUUGGUUUCAGCCAUCAACCGCUGAACAAGGGUUUUGAGAUAAACUAGCUACAGAUAAUAUUGUGUAUCUCGGAUUCUAGAGUCAUCUACUAGAGAGUCAUUGUGUUAUGUACUUAAGCAAGAAGAUUGAAUAAAUGUUGCUGAAACUGUAAACAAGCCUCCUCGCCUCAUCUGUUAUGCUCCUCGCCUCAAUCACCGAUCCCAACACAACAAUAGUACACCAUUAUCGGUACGGUAUCACCAUCAGCAAAGUCGAAAACGCUAGCACAACAUGGCAUUAAAAAGAAUACAGAAGGAAUACCAGGAUGUAAAAACAGAUCCCCCACAACAAUGUACAGCAGGCCCUGUUUGUGACGAUAAUUUAUAUCAUUGGCAAGCAACAAUAAUGGGUCCGGUAAACAGUCCAUACCAAAAUGGUAUAUUUUUCCUCACGAUCGAGUUCCCAACAGAUUAUCCCUUCAAACCUCCCAAGGUUGCUUUCACCACAAAAAUCUACCAUCCAAAUAUCAACAGCAAUGGCAGCAUCUGGUUAGGAAUCCUCAGAUCACAGUGGUCGCCAGCGCUCACCAUCUCAAAAGUACUCCUGUCGAUCUGCUCGCUGCUAUGCGACCCUAACCCUGAUGACCCCCUGGUACCAGAAAUCGCACAACUAUACAAGAGGGACAGAGCAUUGUACGAAGCAGAAGCUAAAAAAUAUACUUACAAACAUGCCAUGUGACCUCUCAUGUGACCUCUCAUGUGACCUCCCAAUAUUGACUCCAUCUCCUUAUUACAUGCCAUACAGAGUAGACUAAUCAAUCGGAGAUCAGCGUCUACCUGUACAGUCGGCAUAGAGCAAGAUUUUCCUGUUGUCAAUAAUAGUAAACAAAAAUCAUAGAGCUUUCAUGAGAGAGAUAUUAAAGAGACGGAGUGAAUCCUCAUGUACUUUAUUAUGUGCUCUGUCGUUUGCCGAUCAUAUGGUUUGAAUUUUUCGGUUAGACCAUGAUAAAUCCAGACAUGAUUCUCAUUCAAACUGUGACUUAUUACGACCAACAUUUGUAAGAAUAGUAGAUACCGUAAGCUUUAUCAGAUUAUAAGGGUACAAAGCACCGUGGAUUUAGAGUUGGAUUUAAAAAAGAGAAAUCUGGAUAUAGUACACUGUAGUUAUAGUAUAUCAGACUUCAUUCCAUUUGGUACUGAAAGUGAGAAAAGUUGGCACAAGGGGGAGGGGAAAAAGGAUUUAAAAAAAAAGUAAUUAGAACUUUGGAGUAUG
This is a messenger RNA of Strongylocentrotus purpuratus (purple sea urchin), 1636 nucleotides long. RefSeq names its product ubiquitin-conjugating enzyme E2 2. Gene Ontology annotation, cellular component: nucleus. Gene Ontology annotation, molecular function: ubiquitin conjugating enzyme activity. Lineage: Eukaryota; Metazoa; Echinodermata; Echinoidea; Camarodonta; Strongylocentrotidae. Gene Ontology annotation, biological process: ubiquitin-dependent protein catabolic process; protein polyubiquitination. The record is from RefSeq and is a predicted model, not a curated record. The coding region runs from base 656 to 1102 and encodes 148 amino acids. The transcript has 6 exons.